Molecule: messenger RNA, 771 nt
Organism: Bipolaris maydis ATCC 48331
Lineage: Eukaryota; Fungi; Ascomycota; Dothideomycetes; Pleosporales; Pleosporaceae
Source: RefSeq, a predicted model, not a curated record
AUGGAGAAUAUCAAAAUCCACCUAGGACAAAAGCAGGUAUGGGUGGACGCGCAAACGUUCCGCGCAUGGUUUCCCAAGCAGAAGUCUGAAAACUCAAUACAAGGAGAUCUCUGGGUACAGAGACUGCAUAACUAUUUCAAUGGUCACUUCGGCAUUCGAAAGGAGGUUAUUCAGAAGACGUUGGAGCAAUUCUUCGGCAUACUUGGACCUUAUGCCCAACAUGGCAACGGGGAGACGCGACACCGUGUUCGUCAAGUCCUCCAGCACUAUCUCGAUCAGGGGUGCCUCAACAACGCAUAUCGGCCCAAAGACCUCCAAUGGUUGCGACAUACGUUCAUCAUUCUUGUGCAAUUGGCGCGAAAGUUUGAGUCCUCGCUGCUGGCCGAAGCGUUGUCUACUUUCUGGGGCCAUACCAAGGACAAGAUCAACCGUCACGAGAAAAGCGAAUACUUGGCAGACUGGAAGAAGGCAGCGGAAAAGGUCCAAGAAUCGUAUGCAGUCCGCCCAUUGGCUGCUUUCAUCCAACAACGUCGUAGCCGAGCACGGCCAGCACCUGUCGUUAAAUAUGGACGCCGCAAAGUGGAUUUUCGACUUGAAGUCCCAGCUUUCGCCAACCCAGCAUGGGCACCUCCCGUAAAUGCGCCCGUCAGAUAUUCUCGAGACGAAUGUUUUGACAAGCUGAACAACAUCCAGCAUCAGCAGCGGGAGAUGAAGGAAACACUGGAGAAUGUGAAUGGAAAGCUCGACCGCCUUAUACGUGGCACAUAUUGA